Messenger RNA from Cylicostephanus goldi, 501 nucleotides. NCBI's taxonomy places the organism in Eukaryota, Metazoa, Nematoda, Chromadorea, Rhabditida, Strongylidae. The record is from the annotation of a GenBank genome assembly.
AUGAACAUCUUUCGGCUUACUGCGGAUAUGUCGCAUCUCAUUGCGAUUUUCAUUCUCUUGGCAAAGACCCGCUCGGUUUCCGGGAUAUCUGCUCGUUCCCAAAUUUUGUUUGCUAUCGUGUUCACUGCCAGAUAUCUGGAUCUUUUCACAACAUUCAUCUCCUACUACAACACUGUCAUGAAGGUGUUCUUUAUAAUUUCUUCCUAUGGAACUUUGUAUCUCAUGCUCUUCAAAUUCCGUCCUACAUAUGAGAAAGAGUCGGAUAGUUUUCGCGUUGAACUAUUGCUGAUACCCUGCGUUCUUCUAUCGUUCCUCAUCAAUCACGAGUUUUCAACGAUGGAGAUUUUGUGGACAUUCAGUAUAUACCUGGAAGCCGUAGCAAUCAUGCCUCAGUUAUUUAUGCUGCAAGCCCUCGGAUCAGCUGAGACGAUCACUGCCCACUACCUAUUCGCGCUCGGAAUGUAUCGUGCACUUUACAUCCUGAACUGGAUUUACAGGUAA